This is a messenger RNA of Eimeria mitis, 288 nucleotides long. RefSeq lists its product as uncharacterized. The record is from RefSeq and is a predicted model, not a curated record. Lineage: Eukaryota; Apicomplexa; Conoidasida; Eucoccidiorida; Eimeriidae. The transcript has 2 exons. The coding region runs from base 1 to 288 and encodes 95 amino acids.
AUGGCAUCGAUACAUCAGCAGCAGCAGCAGCAGCAGCAUUUGCUGCAGCCCCUACACCCCGGACAACGGCACCCUCUACAGCAGCAGCAGCAACAGCAGCAACAGCAGCCGCAGCAACAGCAACAACAGCAGCAGCAGCAACAGCAACAGCAACAGCAACAACAGCAACAGCAGCACCAACAGCAACAGCAACAGCAGCAACAGCAGCAGUACCAACAGCAACAGCAGCAACAACAGCAAAAGCAGCACCAACAGCAACAGCAACAGCAGCAACAGCAGCAGCACUAA